AUGGGAAAUCCAAAUUUUGCUAGUGGCAAGAGUGCCGAGGCAGUAUCCAACCCUCCACCAUACUCUUCUAUAACCGAGCCCAUUGAUGAGCCACCGACCUACCAACAGCCAAAUGUAUCACACAGUAUUUCCCGCGAUGGGGUUUCUACAUCUGAGGAGACGGUGGGUAUUAAUGAAUGUAUCACUCACCUGAAGUUUUUGGCGGCGACCGCCAAACUUCGCAACUUCAUUAGGGGAACAGAUAAACUCUUCGGGGUUUGCGAUAGUGAGAUCAGGAAUUUUCCAGACCCCCGCAAACAAUCACAGGCAGCUGUCCGCAUUCAAGAAAAGAGAUGGGCUGUUUAUGUGGCCAGAGCUGUGGAGCGAUUUACUGUUUGGUGGCAGACUUGCCUACCGAGCCUCAAUUCUAGUCGCAUCUCGAUGCUGGACAGCUCAUCGGAAGCCAAGAUAGCUUGGUCUACUGAUAUGAUGCCACCACUUGAUGUUCUCAUGGUCUGGCAUGCAUAUAUGCUUAAUCCGCAUGCUUUUCUCGAGGAUUGUUUGCGUCAAUCCAAAAUGAGCCUCUGGGCAACUGGGUUGCCAUGGGAUGUAGUAAACGCAUCCAUCGACGAUGAGACACUUGUCUUCUACCCGGGCAGCAAAGCGAGGAUAAACUUCGAGACAAGAACUGGUCAGUCCUGGGAAAAUAUUGACGACACCCCCACAAAAGCUCUGUUUUGCUUGGGAUGUAAGCAGGAAAUCAUUGCACCCUGGACGGAAGGAUCGAUUGGGUGCGAUCCAGAUGUCGCUUUUGCACACUGCAUUGGAUAUGCAGACAAAUCGUUGAGGGCUUCAUGCCCAGCAUGCAAAUUCAGUAUCACACACGAUAGUCUUCGUGUGCAGAAAUUUCGCAAUGAUGUCCAGAAGUUGUUGAAAGAUGAUUUGCCUAUGCCGGGCACACUUUUGUCGCAGAAUGGUACUCCCGCCGACGAUGAAAAUGACGAUAACGCGUCCUUCCCCAAUCAGCUUAUCAAAGAAGGCAUGAGAAGUGAGCUCCUGCAGCUUACGGACCUCACUGAAAAUGGAAGCGCCACCAUUGAAACUAUCCGCGACCAUCUCGAAGGAUUUUUGAAGAGUCGUUCAUUGAUGCGCCGCGUGAACAAGACAAUACUGGCCGCCGGGAAUUCAAGUAUGCCAGAAAGGAUAUCUCUUCGGAAUAUGCUCUCCCGGUAUUGGGACAACUCAUCCCCCUUCGCCAUCGACUUGGUCGGGGCGGUCAUACGGCAAGGGACAUUUGUGGACAAGAUGGAUAAGAUCGGUUGGAUACGUUCACCAAACCUGAGAUCGACCAUGGGUCACUUCGUCAGCAAGUACGAUAUGUUCUUCCAAAUAAUGGCCAAGAAUAAAGGCCAUGCUGUUGUACCCACUCUAGACAUCGACUUGAUUUGGCACACGCACCAGCUUUCUCCCGCCCGCUAUUACACCUUCUCUACUGCGCAGACAGAAGGCAUAUUCAUUAACCAUGACGACAAAAUCGACGAAAUAAAGCUCAAUGACGCAUUUGCCUGGACCUCAAAGCAAUAUCAAAAACUCACUGGCGGCAAGAUAUAUAGUGAAUGUAUCUGUUGGUAUUGCGAGGCACUGCGUGAAUCCAGCAAUCAGGGACUGAGCAGGUUGAUAUCGCCGUCUACCCUCCAUGCAAAAACCAACGCUGCUCGUCUUCACGACAGUGCUGAUACUACCACCGACGGUAGAAGUCAAGGACCACAUAUUUCGUCCCAUAACGCAGUUCGCAUCCUGGCCCAGUCUGAUCCAAGAGCAAUACAGACAAAGACCGCCCAGCUUGAAUCGUGCUGGGAAAAGGCACAGCGACGCUCUCAUAACCGCAGUGGCAGCAGAGGUGGUGGUAGUGCCUACGAAGACCCAUUAAGGAAAAAUAGCCACGGCCCCUACGAGCGCGAUCCAGAGAUUCUUCGUGAAAUAUAUCCCUGCAAUCCAGCAUGUGUGAAUAUUACUGCAGGAGUGGUGGGAAACUGUAUCAGCGGAACACAUGGUGUCGGCCUUGCACAAGGUGCAUGUGUGAGUGGGACCAUGUCCGCCCAGACAAGAUCGAAAGGUAAAAGCUUCUGCGCUGGCAUGGCAGGUUGCGGUGUAAGUCUCUAG
Messenger RNA from Penicillium vulpinum, 2142 nucleotides. Its product is annotated as glycine-rich domain-containing protein. The transcript is spliced from 2 exons. The record is from RefSeq and is a predicted model, not a curated record. Bases 1 to 2142 code for a protein of 713 amino acids. Lineage: Eukaryota; Fungi; Ascomycota; Eurotiomycetes; Eurotiales; Aspergillaceae.